This is a messenger RNA of Bactrocera dorsalis (oriental fruit fly), 4076 nucleotides long. RefSeq names its product UV radiation resistance-associated gene protein (gene Uvrag). Gene Ontology annotation, molecular function: SNARE binding. Gene Ontology annotation, biological process: SNARE complex assembly. Bases 161 to 2206 code for a protein of 681 amino acids. Gene Ontology annotation, cellular component: endosome; lytic vacuole. The record is from RefSeq and is a predicted model, not a curated record. NCBI's taxonomy places the organism in Eukaryota, Metazoa, Arthropoda, Insecta, Diptera, Tephritidae. The transcript has 5 exons.
UUGUAUAUACACACUUAUAUAGAUUGUAUAUCGACUUUUGAUUUGUUUUAUAAAUUUUGUAAAAGAUGGGUUAAGAAGUAUAUACUUCUAAAGGUUGUUUUACAAUAGUUAUUGUGCAGCAUUAAAAACAAUAUUAGUAGGAAAAAUUUGAGAAGAGAAUAUGAGAACUCGACCCCGGUGCCGAACUUGGCUGCCAUUAUCUACCCAGCAGCUUCGUUUGCGAAAUCUUAUUAGGAUUGAAGGUAUAAAUAUUAAAUGCCAGGAAUCGGGCGCUUUAAUAUAUUACACACUGCAUGAAACCGUCGAAAAGGAUGCUUUUUAUACAAGCGAAUGUUUGCCCCAUCGACAGGAUCAAAAUUGGGCAGAAAUUAUAUGUCCUAAAAUAUUUAAAGCCAAUGACCAAAGUGUUUGUGUCAAAGUGUGGGCGCACUUUAUAACUGGCUUACUAGAUAAAGAUUGCAUUCAACAAAUUGCUUGUGCUAAUACGGAGUCAUUAAGUGCCUUCUCAAAUAACCUUUGGUGUCCCCGUGAUGAUAAGGAAACAAAUUCGCAAUAUAAACUUCUUUUCACUUGGGGAAUAUAUCUUUCUGGUCUGACGCCAGUAAGUGAACAAUUCUUUUUAAAGUUAAAGGAGAAUUCUUUGCUUUUCUAUAUAAACGGAGGAUGCUUUACAUCAGCAAAACAUAUAAAUUCUGACAUUGCAAUAGUUGACAAUUUCUAUCUUCUAAAUGAUGUGUUUCCACAGUAUGAAAGAAUUCAAUUAAACUCAUCAAACACAAAUAAUAUUGAAGAAGGAAAUGUAGUUUUUUGCAGAAAUGCUGUAACUGCUCGUUGUAUAAUUAUGUACUAUAAUAGGGAUGACGUGCGUAAAGGGUAUAGUUUACAACAGCUUUUGAAGAUACAGGAAAUACAACGAAGAUGUUUACAAAAAUUAAGAGAAAGCAAAGAUCUUACUAUUGAAAUUCAACGAAAAUGCAUGCAAUGCAUCACAAAGAAACAACUUUCCAUUCCACUAAACUCAUCAUUUAAUAACUCAUUCACGAGGAAUUCUCAAAGAACCUCAAUGGGUCGAGCAUUAAGUGAGUUAUAUUCAGAGGAACGCCAAUUGAGUCCACAAAUUUUAUAUUGUGCUCAAAAUUUAAAGAAGCAAUUAGAAACCUUGCGAUUGAAACAAAGCCUUCUUCAAUUUGAGCAUAAAAGUUUUUCUCUUCGCCUACAUCAAAAAGCCAAAGGUUUAAUCCUUUUAAAUGAAAUCCGACACCGGCAUCAAAUUUCUAUUCGAUCUCGUAAUCAACAGUUGCAUGACGAAAAAAAAGUUUUGAUAGAGCAAUAUCAGGAGAUAUAUCUUCUUAAAAAAAAAAAGGUCGAUAUCAUCCGAAAUACAGAACGGAGAAUGUCAGCAUUAUGUGUUGGCCUACGUGAAAUUUACCCAAUAGAAACAAAAACAAAUGCUUUCAAUACUAUCAACAACGUACCAUUUCCAAGUAUGGACGCAUUGAUUAAUGUUACUAAGUCGCAUAAUACAAGCAGUUCGGAAAAUAUAUUACCUAUUACUUUGAGUGUUUCACUGGGAUAUAUUGCUCAUUUAGUGCAGAUGAUUGCUUAUAUAUUCAACCGCCCUUUAAGAAAUGCAAUAAUACAUCAAGGUUCCCGCUCCCGAAUAAUUGAUAUCGUAAAAGAGAUUCCGUUAUCGUGUUCAGAAUUUCCUCUUUAUAAUCGCUCAACUAUACCGUCGAAGGCAGUAAAAUACGGAAUAUUCUUGUUAAACCAAAAUAUAGCUCAGCUUUGUUUCGAUAUUAUAGGACUGCGUUGUGAUAUGAGUUUGACACUUGAAAAUAUCCGUCAGAUAUUUCUUUAUCUAAGUGAAGUUCAAACCUUGGAUGAGAAAAAAAUGUGUCGCAAUAAGAGGGGCACCUUGAGCUACAAUGGUUGUACAAUUAUGGAUAGUAAUUUGCUCUCGAAUUCACAUUCAUCGAUCGAUAUAAAUAACUUGUCAGUUCCUUUGGUGACUGUAACACCAGAAAAUUCCUCGUCGCAAUUGACAAAUAGCAUGCCAUUCCCAAUUGAAGGUGGCAUCAAUAUCAAACAAAGAAUCAGUCGAUCUGUUGGUUCAUAUUCGGACUCUGAAGAGGACUUCAAAGAUAUUCGAAUGAAUGGAUGCUCCAACUCGGAUUCAAAUAUUGCGAAGCCCUCUAAACAUAUGUAAAAGUUUCUGUCUACAAUUAUCAGGAGUAUACGUGAAUUAUCAGGAAAUAAAAUGCAAUUUAUUGCACACUCUUUUAUGUUAUAACACUGUAUACUUACAUAUGUAUUACAUAGUCUUGAAAUAUGCAUAUACAGUAUCGGACAAAACAUUUGCAACUGAAAUAUAAUAAUGAAAAUACUGUCGAUUGCACAGAAAAUAAUUGCCGGAGACUUACUAUUUUAAUUUUGUUUUAAAUAUUGGAAGUUAAUUAAGGUAAACAAAGCAAAUUUAAUAAUAUUUUUCAGUUUACUUGAUUAAUAUAUGUAUAUAAAAAAUUGAUAUAACAUCUAUAUUCAAUAAGACAAACAAUUGCAACUCAAAGAAAACUGUUCACUAUUUUUAAUAAAAAAAAGAAAAACUUAGUAUUUUGUAGAAAACUCGUUAUUCUCAAUAACACCUUUGCAUCGCAGUGGCAUUGAAGCUAUGAGGUUAUCCAUUAUGCUUUGGGGUAUAUUUCUGCCUACAGGGCCUUUUGAAAUAACUGAUCAGUAUUUGGCACAUUACUGCGAUCAAUUCUUUUUUUUUAUAAUUUCCCAUAAAUUUUGUAGCCUGGAGACUGUGGAGGCCACUCCAUUACAUCCACUUUAUUCCUCUGUAACCACGAUGUUAGGACCUAUGCCAUAUGCUUCGGGUCAUCGCCCCGGUGGAAGACCCACUUAAGCGGCAUUACGGUUUCCAUAAUGUUUCUGUAAACGUACCGAUCCAUGCUACCAUUGAUACGAUGAAGCGGCCCCAAACUAGAAGCAGAAAAGCAUCCUCAGACCAUAACAUACCAACUGUUUUUAGACAAUAGAAAUUUUUUAGAUGCUUGCUUCGUGGGCAUUGAACGAAACUCACGCCAUCACUUCCUACCAAAUUAAAUUUGGACUCAUCACUAAAAAGAACAGUUUCCCACUCGCUUAUUGGCCAUUCUAGAUGAUUUUUAGCGAACACAAUCGUUUUAGUUGGUUACGUUUGGUAAUAAGCGGUUUCUUCGUUGGUCGGUAACUGUGUAAAUUUAGGCUAUGAGCGACCGUUCUUGUGUAGAUUGGUAGCCCAAGCUCCUUUGCCAAUUGCGGAGCGCUUUAAAAUGUUUAUUUUUUUUUACCUCUCUUACAAUUGAGAUGUCAGUUUUUUCAUCAGUUUUCCUUGAUCGGUUUCCACGACGCACUACUUCGACAAUUUUAUUCCUAAUAAAGUUCGAAAUUAUUCGUGAGAUUGAUGACUUGAAAAUUCUGUACUUUAUAGAAAUUUCUUUUUGAGAAGUUCCGUUAUUAUAAUCGUGCUCGGACUGCCACACCGAAUUUAUUUAGAGCCAUUGCUUUUUUGGAAAAAAAAAAUUUUAAUUAAAAAUGUGUUACAGAACAGAAAUUGUGCUCAGUAAAUGUUCUAAUUAAUUCAAACUCAAUACCGUUAGAAAAAGAAACGAGCAAAGGAGAAAAUAAAAGAACGAAACAGAGUUGCAAUUGUUUUGUCGUGACGGAUUGUCAUAUAUUUGAAAUUGCUUUCAAAUAUAACCGCCAAAAUAAAAAAAGAUCGCGAUAAACAUUACAAAAUAUGUAACUUCAAUGCUGUAAAUUUUAAAACUAGAAACAAAAAGAAAUUUGAAGGAAAAAUGGCAUUGUAAGACAAAAAAGCUAGAACUUCGCUCUAGUUGCAAAUGUUUUGUCCGAUAUUAUAUCUAUAAUUAAUUUCUAAAUAUCUUUUAGCUUGUAAACACAAUUGUUUCUAUGAAAUUUUAUACGCAUAGUAACCAUGAAAAUUGAUUCAGAAUCCAGAAGGAAAUCAAUAAGAAUGUAAUUUUUAAUGUAAGAGAAAAGUUAUGAAUAAUAUCAAUAGUUUAACACUUCGA